Aspergillus sclerotioniger CBS 115572 is the source of this 1986-nucleotide messenger RNA. RefSeq lists its product as uncharacterized. Bases 1 to 1986 code for a protein of 661 amino acids. Lineage: Eukaryota; Fungi; Ascomycota; Eurotiomycetes; Eurotiales; Aspergillaceae. The record is from RefSeq and is a predicted model, not a curated record. The transcript has 2 exons.
AUGCCGGACCACGACCUCCAAACCGCCCUCCAAUCCCUCUCCCCAACCACCUGGUCCGACAUCCCCACCACCAACCCCGCCGCUCUCCGCGCUUACCUCUCCGACCUCCGCACAAAAGCCCACCUAAUCAUUGACUCAGUCCCACUACCUUCCGCCCCCUCCUCGUCAUCAUCCUCUGACGGCGAUGCAUCCCAAACCGGAUACGCAGACCAACCCGCGGGAUUGAUUCGGCCGUCAAAGGUAGUUCCCACCCAGCCAUUAAUCAACAUACCGAUUGCGAAUGGAGAUACUACACCAACGCCGACUACGAACGGAGGAGCUCCCGGGGUAAAUGAUAUCCUCAAAGAAGUACGGAAGGAAUGGAGCAAACCUAUAAAAAUCACCAACGCUCGGGAUAAUCCCCUCCAAAUACCGAUUUAUAAGCUGCCUGGGGCUGAUGGGAAGGGACAUUGGUUUGGGAGACGCAGUGUGCAUGAGGGGUUGGGGUUUGAUCGGUGGAGGGAGAAAUUGUCGGGUGAGAUGGGGGAGACGUUACGGAGGAAUGAGGAGAGGGUGAGGAGGGGGAAGAUGCCGGAUCAGGCGGUUAGGGGGAUUGGGGCUGAGAGAUUGGUUGAGGGGGUUGAUGUUUAUCAUGUUUCGGCGCAGUUUCCGAAACCGACGGCUGCGAGGGAUUUUGUGAGUUGUAUUGUUACUUGGGAGGAUGGGGAUGGUGAAGAUGGGAGUCAGGCGCAGGAGGGAGGGACUGGGGGUGGGGGUAGAGGGAAAGGGAGGGAGUGGAUGAUGGUGUCGAGACCGUGUGUGCAUGAUGAUGCGCCUCCCGUGCAGGGGUAUAUUCGGGGGAUGUAUGAGAGUGUGGAGUUUAUUCGGGAGAUUCCGGUGGAAGGGGAAGGUAUGAAUCCUGUCGAGUGGGUGAUGGUUACGAGGAGUGAUCCUGGGGGUAAUAUCCCGCGGUGGAUGGUGGAAAAGGGUACCCCCAAGAGUAUCUGUACGGAUGCUAUCAAGUUUUUGAACUGGGCAUGUCGGGAUGGGGAAGGGAGGAAGUCCACGGACAAAUCGGUGGGCAGUCAGUAUGAUGGCGAGGGUGAAGCAUCGAGUGAGGAGGACAGUGAGGACGAUUUCCAAUACGACGAGGUCGAGCAUCAUGGUCUGAUUGCCAGCUUCGCCUACCUGGUCAACGCCGGUCUGGAGCGGUAUGCGCCGCAGACGGUGCUCGACUACCUGCCAACCCACUCCCGCCAACCGUCUGCCCAGAAUGUCCCAGAGACGGACAAGGAGGUUGACGAGGGCAAGGGGGCAGAUGAGCCGGAUGGGGCAGAAGCAGAUGAUGCGGCAUCAGGCAAAGCGUCCAUAUCACCCUCAGCCAACUCGGCCCUUGAUUCCUCGGCGGAGGCAGGUCCCGACAUCUCCGCGCUGGAGCUGAUGACCAAAAACAAAAAAGGCAAGCUGACAUCGCACGAGAAGCAGCUGGCAAAGCUGGCGGAGCGAAAGCGCAACGUUGAAGCGCAGCUAGACCGCGUGCGGACCGACAUCCAGGCCCUACGCGUGACAUCACCGGUCGAGGGAUCCAAACGCGACAAGGCGUCUACAGCGGCGCUGGCAGCGACGAAUGACCAGCCGAGCAGCGAGCCGACUAGCAGCCCAGCCAGCAGCGUGCACAAGGGGCAGUCGGGCAAGUCGGCCGACCAGGACACGGCGCGGAUGCAAAAGGUGGCGUCGGGGCUGUUUCACGAGGAGUCCAAGCUGCUGAAACAGCUGAGCAAGAUCGAGAAAGACCAGGUCAAGGAGGCAUCGAAGAUCGAGGCACGACAGCAGAAGCACGCGGACAAGCAGGAGAAGUGGCGUUCGCGGGCGGAAAGUGACGCUCUGCGCCGGGAGGUCGACGUGCUCAAGAAAGAGGUGGACCGAUUGCGCGCAGAGCGAAAGCAGUGGCUGGAUUUGAUCGGGUCGUUGCAAAGUGAGAAUACGCGGUUGGCGGCGGAGAAGUAA